Molecule: messenger RNA, 1265 nt
Organism: Scaptodrosophila lebanonensis
Lineage: Eukaryota; Metazoa; Arthropoda; Insecta; Diptera; Drosophilidae
Product: zinc finger HIT domain-containing protein 2
Exons: 2
Coding region: 71-1219 (382 amino acids)
Source: RefSeq, a predicted model, not a curated record
CUGCAAAAACAGCUGAUUGAGCUGGAUAGUUUAUUUAACUCUGAAAUUGUAGCAGAGAUAUUUAUUCAAAAUGUCCGGAACGGGGACUGUUGAGAACUGCCACUUAUGCCAGGCGGCGCCCUUUAAGUAUACAUGUCCAAAAUGUAACGCGCUUUAUUGCAGCGUUGGAUGUUACAAGUCCCAACUACAUCUGAAAUGUUCAGAGGCGUUUUACAAGGACUGUAUACAGGAUGAAUUGGCGAGUGCUGCCACAACGCCGGAAAGCCAGCAGGAUAUGCGCAAAAUUUACGAUAUACUUAAACGUAUGCGAGAAAGCGACGCCGGGUUCAAUCCCAAGGACUUUGAUGCAGACGGCCUGGGCGAUCCUUUAGACUCGGACGAUGAAGCUGCAUCAGAGGAAGAUAAUGAUCAGCAAAAUGAGAUGGUGGGUGACGAGGAAGAUGGCCAGGAAUGCGAUAUUGCUGCUCGUUUGCAGGGCAUUGAUAUAAACGAUGCUGAAGAAGUGUGGAGUCGGCUGACAACUGUGGAGCAGCAGGAGUUUCAGAAGCUUAUAGCCAGCGGCGACAUUAUGAAACUCAUGCCUGACUAUAAGCCAUGGUGGUCUAAGUCCAAAAACUCGAAAAUUGUAGUUAUAUUAGCGCAGAACGAGGAUAAAUCAGAUGUGCCAGAGCUGUGCAAGAACAUACCAAAAUUCGCGGACAUCUGUAAAAGAGCUCCUUCUCCAUGUUUGCAUUACAAUCUCUGGAACAUUUUAAGCGCCUAUGCGUGUGUGGCGCGUUUCUUUGGCGGAGAGCAGAGAACUAAUCCGAGUGAAGCAAUUGCCCAUUUGGUUAAUCUCAGCGCUACGCUUAAGUAUGGCACCAAUUUUGAUGAUGCUGAAGACGCCAUUAUCUCAGUGGAAAUGGAAGCGCUUACCACAGGCAAUAGUCCUGCAGGGGCAGCUGCAGUUGAAACAAACUUUCUGGUCGAGAGCCGGGACCAGUUACAACAGGAUGCGCGCCAGCUAAUGUCGACGCGGCAUAAUAAAUUGGCUGCUUUGAGCGAUGUGCUGCAUCUGUUGCAACAGGCUAAAAUACUCAUUAAACGUAAAAAUCCAGAGGAAGCCCAGUUUCAGAAACUUUUUGCCCUCGCCAGCGGCAGUAUUGAAUUGAAUCGCAUUAAACUUACGCAGCUAUUGAAGAAAGUUGAGUUCAUGUUAUCAUAUGUUGAUCGAGAAUAAGUUUUUUUUUGCGUUUUAUGCCAAAUACAAACAAAUGUUUUUUAAA